AUGCGUCUUAAGGACAAUGUCACCAUACAGCAUUCCGCUCCCCAGUACGCUCCCACUGAGCAACAGCCCUCGCCAGACUAUUGGGAUUGCCGUCUUCUCGUGGUAUCUGGUGUUAAUCCCCCUUGGGGAGACCAAAUUGAUACCACCGUGCUUGUGCGGUCCGGCCCGGUGCGGUUGAUGUGGGGCACGACCACAUAA
Penicillium verrucosum is the source of this 198-nucleotide messenger RNA. RefSeq lists its product as uncharacterized. The transcript has a single exon. The coding region runs from base 1 to 198 and encodes 65 amino acids. The record is from RefSeq and is a predicted model, not a curated record. NCBI's taxonomy places the organism in Eukaryota, Fungi, Ascomycota, Eurotiomycetes, Eurotiales, Aspergillaceae.